Messenger RNA from Brienomyrus brachyistius, 3662 nucleotides. RefSeq names its product T-box transcription factor 4 (gene tbx4). Gene Ontology annotation, biological process: regulation of transcription by RNA polymerase II; positive regulation of DNA-templated transcription; angiogenesis. The transcript is spliced from 10 exons. Gene Ontology annotation, molecular function: DNA-binding transcription factor activity, RNA polymerase II-specific; RNA polymerase II cis-regulatory region sequence-specific DNA binding. Gene Ontology annotation, cellular component: nucleus. Lineage: Eukaryota; Metazoa; Chordata; Actinopteri; Osteoglossiformes; Mormyridae. The record is from RefSeq and is a predicted model, not a curated record. Bases 367 to 2031 code for a protein of 554 amino acids.
GUACGUUCGCUGGAAGAAAUAUGGGUGAUCUUUCGAUGGGGAUCCGUGAUCGUCGGCUAAAAGACGUGUUCAGAUGGCGCUCGAGUAAGUACAGAGUAAUGGGGCAAGUAAAAGCAGCGGAUGGAGCGUCAGGGCAGGACGGUCGCUCCGUGUCAUUAAAGUCAGAGUUUCGAAGGACGGUGAUCAGGCGUGUUAAGAGGGAAGUAACCGACGGUCCGGCAGACACAAAUAUCUGCUGUUGAUUCACGUGCUGCCUGUCGUGUUGGAGGAACCCCAAGAAGGGCUAGGAUCUUUGGGGAACAAGGGGGUUACCGACCCAAAAGGGGCUUUCUCCUGCAGUCCACUGAAGGGUGACCUUUUACAGAGAUGCUCCAGGAGAAGGUGGUGUCUGUGACUGACCAGGGUGUGACUGCGGCCGUGCCUGCUACACUUCCGGAGCUGGUUCGUGAGCCGCCGCCCCCCCCACACAUGGGACUGCCCUCAGCCAGCGUCGAUCAGCACCACGGGGAAGCCGACCAGAACAUCGAGAACAUCAAGGUGUUCCUGCAUGAACGGGAGCUUUGGAAGAAGUUCCACGAGGCUGGAACGGAGAUGAUCAUCACCAAGGCGGGCAGGAGGAUGUUCCCCAGCUACAAGGCAAAGGUGACAGGAAUGAACCCCAAAACCAAGUACAUCCUCCUUGUGGACGUCGUCCCCGCUGACGAUCACCGCUACAAGUUCUGCGACAACAAGUGGAUGGUGGCUGGCAAGGCGGAGCCGGCCAUGCCGGGCCGACUGUAUGUGCACCCCGACUCCCCGGCCACAGGGGCCCACUGGAUGCGGCAGCUAGUCUCCUUUCAGAAGCUGAAACUCACCAACAAUCACCUGGACCCUUUUGGACAUAUAAUCCUCAACUCGAUGCACAAGUAUCAGCCCAGGCUGCAUAUCGUCAAGGCCGACGAGAACAACGGCUUCGGCUCAAAAAACACCGCCUACUGCACCCAUGUCUUCCCAGAAACGCUCUUCAUAUCCGUUACAUCCUACCAGAACCACAAGAUCACGCAGCUGAAGAUCGAGAACAACCCCUUCGCGAAAGGGUUCCGGGGCAGCGACGAGGGAGACCUGCGCAUGUCCCGUCAGCAGGGCAAAGACUACCACCCCGUGAUCUCCAAGAACAUGGUGCGGCAGAGACUGGUGACCUCACACGCCCAUCUGACCGGAAAGCUCAGCGCGGGGCUGCUUCCAGCACACUCGCAGGUCUUGCCUCAUUACCAGUACGAAAGUGGAGUUUCCUUAGCCAACCCCGAUCCCCCAGAGACCCUCACCAGCCCCUUCCCGCCCGGCAGGGACACUGGCCUGCUCUACCACUGCUUCAAACACAGAGAUAACACCAGGCACCUGGAGCUGGGGUGCAAGCGUCCAUACCUGGACACAGCGCCCUCAGCUGUCUCGGAGGAGCACUACUUCUGUUCCCCACCUUCCUACGAGCCCCCUCUGCUGUCUCACCCCUACUGCGGGGAGGUGCUGGGAUCCCGGGAGGCUUGCAUGUACGGAGGAGAGGAGGGCGAGGCAGGGGUUGCUGGGGGAGGAGCCAGUGCAGACGGCCUACCGCCCCCUUCCCUAAACUGCAGCAUGUGGCCCUACUCCCGGUAUGGAGUGCAGGCGGUGGAGGCCGUGUCCUACCAGCCCUUUGCUACACACUUCUCCAGUGGCGGUUCUGCUACAUCCACCGUCAUGCCCCACCACACCGUGCAGCGUCCGCCGCCCACUCCGCCCGACCACGCCCUCUACGGGCCCCCCGCCGCACAGAGGGGCCUGCCACCAGCACCCUUAUCUACCUCUUCCUCCUCCUCAUCUUCACCUGCUCACGGCACGAGGAAUAGAGCGCUGCACCCUUCCCUCUACCCCAGGAAGCCAGGGUCUCCCCCGAGGCCCCAUCCACACAGGGACUUCUCAGCAUUCCAUCCCCAAAGCCCCCAGCCGCUGAGGGACGCCCCAUACCAGUACCAGAUGGGGUUGAGCAAUGCUGGGGCCCACUGGACUGACAGUUAGUGUUGGGUGUAUGAUGUAAUGCCACAUUGUCAUCUUUCCCGCUAGCAGAGAAGCUUUCACCUCAUUUACCUCGCUCUAAAAAAAAAUAAAAGGAGACACUGAAGGCAGAGUACACUCUUGCAGUUACGCCUGUCUCACGGGGCUGCACACUGUGGUAAAGCUUAAGCAGAACACACACAAAAGACUUUCUGGCUGAACUCGAGCGACACGUGUCCCUCAAGGCCUCAUUGUUUUCGUUUGGGCACAUUUGUUUUGUUGAGCGCAACUGCAGGAUUUCAUAAAACGCCGGUCCUGAACUUCCUCAUCCGUACAUAGAAAUGAUGGUGGUUGACAGAUGUUUUAAUCUUACGGCCGGUGCCAGUCGCCCUGUGAGAGGAUGGGGCUUUUCCUCGUUGGUGUGUGAUAACACAUAAAAUAUGAACGCAAGCCGCACUUGCAAUUGAACCGUUUGGGAUUAUUUAUUUCGUCAUUGUGUGUGCGUAAUCCCACCGUGUGUCCAAGGGAGAACGAUCGAGUGGCCACUGAGAAGCUGUAACAGUGCAGAUGAAUCUCUAUAGGUACCGGUGACAGUAAAGAAACUCUCAGUAAAUGGCACCAUAAAAGGGAAACACUCUGUCACCAGUGUUAAAAUUUAGUGUAAAAAAUCCCAGAGUGAAACUAAACAAUAACAGGUUAAAAAUAACUUGUAUCAGACACCCGUACACCCCACCUUAAUAUUCAACAUUUUACAGGAAGGCAACAGAAAAGUACAUAAACUAUAAAUGGUUACAUUUCCAUUAACCUUUGCUCCAAAUAGUGUCAUCGGUGAUACACUCACAGAGUGAGUGUGUCUUCCUGUUUGUGUGAGGUGUUUACCAUAGCCCCUAAAGUGCUUUAUUUGGUUUCAGGGAAAAUAGCACAGUAGAACCAGGAAAUGGUAUAGAGGGAGUCAACCCACUAAGUACUAAGUGAUGAAACAAAUACCACGGACAGCGAUGAGGAACAGAGACGAUACAUGAUCUUUGACUUAUAUUAGGCAGGAACAUAAAGGCUUUUCGGUUUUUGGACUAAUUUGCUAAAUCUAGAGGUGGAUAGUUCAGAAAGUAAAAAUUGGGACAAAGAUUUUGUUUGAACUAACCAGUUGAGUCCUCUGUGACUAUGACUCUUUAUUCUCAAAUGGUUGGUUCAAACAAAAUCUUUGUCCCAGUUUUUACUUUCUGGGCCUGAACUAUCCACCUCUGGUCAUAACAUAUGCAACUAUAAACGGCCAACAUUUGUCCCCAUAGUCCUUUAUGCGGGAAAUAACGAUCGAGUGCAUCGGUGAACUAAUUAGAUAGUGACGAACGUUUUGGUGCAGACCACCGACCCACCUCAGGCGAUUUGUGCUGGGAAAAUAAGGUACUCAUCCAAGCUCGAUUACCUCAGACAGCAUCUUUAACGGCAGAACAAACUUCCCCUGCAUCCAGAUGUGCGCUUAAGUCGCACCAUAAAACCUAGGGAAGAACAGAAUGGAGAACAACCCUAAUCCCAAACCAAAAGGACUUGGUGGGAAGGGGGAAAAAAUCCUUAUUUCAAACACAUGUAAAAUGGUUCCAAAAGGCAGAAAGCCAUAUGGCAAACAGGGAGGGGAAUGGGGCUCAUUCUCCCCAAGC